This is a messenger RNA of Hippopotamus amphibius kiboko, 1110 nucleotides long. It is a transcript of the gene BLVRA, whose product is annotated as biliverdin reductase A. NCBI's taxonomy places the organism in Eukaryota, Metazoa, Chordata, Mammalia, Artiodactyla, Hippopotamidae. The record is from RefSeq and is a predicted model, not a curated record. The coding region runs from base 151 to 1041 and encodes 296 amino acids. Gene Ontology annotation, biological process: heme catabolic process. Gene Ontology annotation, cellular component: cytoplasm. Gene Ontology annotation, molecular function: zinc ion binding; biliverdin reductase [NAD(P)H] activity; nucleotide binding. The transcript has 8 exons.
CCCCGCACCCCCGAGUCCUCCGGCCGGGCAGCCAAUCCCAGCCGCGCUCUUACCCGGGGUUCGCAGGCCCGGCUGUAGUGCCGAGCCUGGAGACGGCGCGGAGAGCUCGAGCGUUGUGUCCAGCGGCGGCUUUUGCAGAAAGAGACCAGGAUGAAUGCAGAGCCCGAGAAGAAGUUUGGCGUGGUGGUGGUCGGUGUCGGCAGAGCCGGCUCCGUGCGGAUACGGGACUUGCGGAAUCCACACGCUUCCUCCGCGUACCUCAACCUGAUUGGCUUUGUGUCCAGACGAGAGCUGGGGAGCAUUGAUGGGGUGCCACAGAUGUCUUUGGAAGAUGCUCUUUCCAGUCAAGAGGUUGAGGUUGCUUAUAUCUGCAGUGAGAGCUCCAGCCACGAGGACUACAUCAGGCAGUUCCUAAAUGCUGGCAAGCAUGUCCUUGUGGAAUACCCCAUGACACUGUCUUGGGCAGCAGCUAAGGACCUGUGGACGCUGGCUGAGCAGAAAGGGAAAGUCUUGCAUGAGGAGCACGUUGAACUCUUGAUGGAGGAGUUUGCAUUCCUGAAAAAAGAAGUGGUGGGGAAGGACCUGCUGAAAGGGUCUCUCCUCUUCACAGCUGGCCCGCUGGAAGAAGAGCGGUUCGGCUUCCCCGCGUUCAGCGGCAUCUCUCGCCUGACCUGGCUGGUCUCCCUCUUUGGGGAGCUUUCUCUUGUGUCCGCAACUUUGGAGGAGCAAAAGGAAGAUCAGUAUAUGAAGAUGACGGUGUGCUUGGAGACAGAGAACAAGAGCCCAUUGACGUGGAUUGAAGAGAAGGCGCCUGGCCUAAGGCGAAACAGACAUUUAAGCUUCCAUUUCAAGUCUGGGUUCCUGGAGAACAUGCCCAGCGUAGGCGUCAAUAAGAAUAUUUUCCUGAAGGAUCAGAAUAUAUUUGUCCAGAAACUCUUGGGCCAGUUCUCGGAAGAGGAGCUGGCUGCCGAGAAGAAGCGCAUCCUGCACUGCCUGUGGCUGGCGGGAGAGAUCCAGAAACACUGCUACUCCAAGCAGUGAGGCCGGGGGCAACGCGGCCCUGCCCCGGCGAGACCUCCUGUCUGUUCUUACCAUUAAAAGUGUCUUCGG